Molecule: messenger RNA, 387 nt
Organism: Solanum verrucosum
Lineage: Eukaryota; Viridiplantae; Streptophyta; Magnoliopsida; Solanales; Solanaceae
Exons: 1
Coding region: 1-387 (128 amino acids)
Source: RefSeq, a predicted model, not a curated record
AUGCAAAAUGAGUAUGUAGACCGGAAGGUUAGAGACUUGGAGUUUAUGGAGGGAGAGCAAGUGUUGCUGAAAGUUUCACCUAUGAAGGGUGUGAUAAGGUUUGGUAAGCGGGGUAAGCUUAGUUCGAGGUAUAUUGGGCCAUUUGAAGUUCUUAAGCGUAUGGGAGAGGCGGCCUAUGAAUUGGCUUUGCCUCUAGGAUUAUCAGGAGUGCACUCGGUGUUUCAUGUGUAUAUAUUGAAAAAUUAUCAUGGUGAUGGAAACUACAUUAUUCAUUGGGAGUGGGUCUUACUUGAUGAGAAUUUAUCUUAUGAGGAGGUGCCUGUAGCUAUUCCAAAUAAGGAGGUCCGCAAGUUGAGGUCAAAGGAGAUUGCAUUUGUCAAGGUCUAG